Messenger RNA from Stegodyphus dumicola, 444 nucleotides. Its product is annotated as early growth response protein 1-like. The record is from RefSeq and is a predicted model, not a curated record. Lineage: Eukaryota; Metazoa; Arthropoda; Arachnida; Araneae; Eresidae.
AUGGGUACUUCUCCUUUCGUCUGUGAGACAUGUGGAAAGGCGUUUAAGAGAAGUGGAAAGCUGAGGCAUCACAUGAAGCUGCACAUUAAGUAUGGACCUCCUUUGCCACGCCCACCGCCUGUGCAGACCUCGCCUUCUCCAGUGACCUCAUUUACACGUUCGAAGACUACGCUCACCCACUUCUUGGCCCCGAAUAUCCUGGCGUCCAGCUCUUCCAUGGACACCUACAGCUCUGAUCUUGGUUCUCGCUCCCCCUCCUACAGCACCAGGGAUUAUAGUUCCUACGACAAAACCACCUCUCCGUCCACCUCCUCUGCUCCUGCUCUACCUGCUCGCAGUCCUGCAGUUGAGGUCCCUAACAUCAAUCCUGGCUGCUCACCUGGCACUGCUACUGGACCCUCAUCUCCUGCCAAUGACUGUCAUCUCCUUGGAGCCGCUGUCACC